This is a messenger RNA of Drosophila grimshawi, 768 nucleotides long. Its product is annotated as glycine-rich protein DOT1. NCBI's taxonomy places the organism in Eukaryota, Metazoa, Arthropoda, Insecta, Diptera, Drosophilidae. The transcript is spliced from 2 exons. The record is from RefSeq and is a predicted model, not a curated record. The coding region runs from base 1 to 768 and encodes 255 amino acids.
AUGAAAGUCUUCAUCUGCUUGCUGGCGCUGGGCGCAGUGGCCAAUGCGGGUUAUAUUGGCGGUGGUGGUGGUGGUGGCGGUGGUGGACAUGGACAUGGUGACUCCGGCGGUGGUGGAGGCGGUGGCGGUUGGGCCGCUGGCGGCGGUGGUGGCGGCUAUGGCGGUGGUGGCGGCUAUGGCGGUGGCGGCGGCGGUGGUGGCUAUGGAGGCGGAGGCGGUGGUGGCUAUGGAGGCGGCGGCGAUAGUGGCUAUGGAGGCGGCGGCGGUGGUGGCUAUGGCGGUGGUGACUCGAGCGGCGGCCAUGGCGGCUCUCAAGGCCAAGAUGACAAGAUCAUCAAGAUUAUCUCACAACAGCCUUCUGAUGGUGGCUAUGGAGGUGGUGGCUGGGCGUCAGGCGGUGGUGGCGGCGGCGGCUAUGGCGGUGGUGGUGGCGGCGGCGGUUAUGGCGGCGGCGGCGGCUAUGGCGGCGGCGGUGGCUCUGCUGGCUGGUCCGCUGGCGGCUCAGGAUCUUCGGGCUGGUCUUCGGGUGGUGGCGAUGCCACAACUGCUGUCAAAAUCAUCAAAAUCAUCUCGGAAAGCGCCCCAAGUGCUGGUGAUGCAUCUGGCUGGUCAGCUGGAGGUGGUGGUGCUUCCGGCGGUGGUUGGUCCUCGGGCGGUCCCUCAAGCGGUGGCUGGUCUUCAGGCGGUGCUUCCAGCGGCGGUUGGUCAUCGGGUGGACCCCCUAGCGAUGGCUGGGCCCCAGCACAGGGCGGCGGCGGCAGCUGGUAA